Molecule: messenger RNA, 8166 nt
Organism: Nothoprocta perdicaria
Lineage: Eukaryota; Metazoa; Chordata; Aves; Tinamiformes; Tinamidae
Gene: AKAP12
Product: A-kinase anchoring protein 12
Exons: 4
Coding region: 46-5877 (1943 amino acids)
Biological process (GO): regulation of protein kinase C signaling; signal transduction
Cellular component (GO): cytoplasm
Molecular function (GO): protein kinase A binding; calmodulin binding
Source: RefSeq, a predicted model, not a curated record
GGCGCCAGGGAAGGCUCCUCUUAUCGGCGUGAUUCACAGAGGAAGAUGCUGGGGACCCUAACGAUCACGGUUGGACAAACUGAGCAGUCCAGUGCAAAUUUGCAGGAAGAGGCCGUAACUAUGGAGACAAGUCCUUCCGAGUCGAGCACCAAGGAUGGUCUAGAUGACGGAAAAGAGGAUCCUGAAAUAGCUAAAAAAUUGCCACCUUUGGAAGAAGAUGCAGAAGACGUUGACCAAGCAUCUGAGCCACAGUCUUAUGAUUUGGGUUUUAAAAAGGUUUUUAAAUUUGUUGGCUUCAGAUUCACAGUUAAGAAGGAAAAGACAGGAAAAUCAGAGCCAGUUCAGCUGCUUACCGUAAAAAAGGAAAUGGAAGGCACCGAAGGAGCUGGUGAUCAAAGUGAGGCCAGCCCAGAGGAAACGCCGGGGCCUGGAGAUGCCCUCUCUGCAGAAGACAACACCAAAGACGCAGCAAAGGAUGAACACGCAGAGGAUGAAUCUCCUAAAACACCAGAAGCAAAAGAGCUGUCUUCUCAGUCAGCUGCCUUAGCCACUGAUACUACGUCACCACUGCGGAAAUUUUUUUCCCAGGGAUGGACUGGAUUUAGGAAAAAGAAGAGUUUUAGGAAGCCUAAAGAAGAUGAACUAGAGUCUCCUAAGAAAGAAGAGGACCAAGAAAAACAGGAGGCAGCAUUAACAGCUGAAGCCACUGAAAAGGAAGAGAAAUCUGAGGACAAGAGUCAAGAUGAAGAGAAAAUUGUCGCAGCAGUAACUGUUGAAAUACAUGAGAAGGAGCAAACUGAAGAUGAAAAGCAGGAAUCAAAAAAGACUAUGGCAGCUGUAACAGUUGAAGCGAGUAAGAAAGAAGAGCUAACAGGGCAUGACAGACAGGGCCACGACGAGGUUAUAGAAGCAGCAGUUGUUAAAGCGAAUGGGGAAGAAGUAAAAGCUGAAGAUCAAGAAAAUAGGUUAGUGGAAAGCUCAGAAGAAACAAAGGAAGGAGAAAAAGGAAAUGAGGUGACAGUGAUAACAUGUUCUACUGAGCCUGUUCUUAGUGCUUUAACUGAGAGUGCAAGUAGAGAACUGAAAACAACAGAAGUUUUAACUGUGGAAGGAAAACUGGAAUCAACAGAGACAUGGGAAGUAAAUGACACAACUGAAAAAUCCUCUGGAGAGAAACUUGAAGCAGAUUCUUUAUCAGCAGUUGAAAGUUGUGGUGAAGAAUUAAAAAAAUCUGAAGAAACAGCAGAGAAUAAGCCUGAAUCCUUAGCUCCACUGAAGGAAGAAACAGUUGAAAAAACACAGAAAGCAGAAUCAGUAAUUUCACCUGCAACAGAAGACCUCAAUGGAAAGGCAGAAACACCAGAAGAAGCUCAUGACACAGCUGUGGAGAAGAAAGGAGGCAAAGCAAAGACUUUUUCCACUUCUGAACAUUCAUUUGACACGGAGGGUGACCAACAGCCAACCAAACCCACUGAUGAAGGUCCCCAGGGCCAGGCAGGCAUAGUUGUGACAGAUGAUAUCAAACCGACUGAGGUAACUACACAAGUGUCUCCUGAGGAGGCAGCAGAAAGGAGGCCUGCAGAAGGUAUCACAAGUGAAGCUGAACUACUGUCUUCUCAGGAAAAAACUAAACUACAGGGCAGCCCUUUAAAGAAACUCUUUACAGGUACUGGAUUAAAAAAACUGUCUGGAAAGAAGCAUAAAGGCAGGAGAGAGGAAUCUAAGUUAGGAGAACAGGGAGAACAAAUUCAGCACUUGUCAGAUUCCCCAGAUAGCCCAGAAGAGCAAAAGGCAGAAAGUUCCGCUUCUUCUCCCGAGGAAUUAAAUGAGAUUCCUUCUUUGGAAAAGCCUGCAGAUGGGAUGCAGGCCACUGAAAAUGAAGAUGCUGCAAUUUCAGAUAUGGAGAGAAAAAGAGAAAGUGUUACACCGUGGGCAUCAUUUAAAAAGAUGGUGACUCCCAAGAAACGUGUCAGAAGACCUUCUGAAAGUGAUAAAGAAGAAGAGAUUGAUAAGACAAAGAGUGCUCCAAUGUCUACAACUGAAAAUGCAGUUGAUGAAAAUCAGAGAGAAUUAAAAGAAAAUGGGAUGGACCAGAAACAAGAGAAAGUCACUGAAGAGCCCAAAAGAAAGGUUGACACCUCCGUGUCCUGGGAAGCUUUUAUAUGUGUAGGUUCUUCAAAGAAAAGAGCCAGGAAAUCAUCAUCAUCUGAUGAAGAAACUGAACAUAAGGUUGGUCAAGAAGGCCAAAAAAUAGAGGAAUCUGGACAAAGCAAAGAAACGGCAACAGAUGCAGUUCUUACUAGCUCUCAGGAGAGUGAUCAAGGACAAGGAAAUUCCUCCCCUGAACAAGCUGGAAGCCCAUCUGAAGGUGAAGGCAUUUCAACGUGGGAAUCAUUUAAAAGGUUAGUCACUCCAAGAAGGAAAUCCAAAACCAGAAUGGAAGAGAGAACUGAAGACUCUGUCGUGGGAUCUAGCCUGGAGCACUCAACCUCAGAUGGUGAGCCAGGAAAAGAUGAAUCCUGGGUUCCAUUUAGAAAACUGAUGCCUGGCCGUAGGAAGAAAAAGUCAGAUGGGAAACCAGAACCAUCUCUUCUUAAACAAGCAAGAGAAGACAUGACAGAAACAACUGAAGAAGAUUCUGAUGUUCCAGCUGUUGUUCCUUUAUCUGAAUAUGAAGCAGCAGAGCAAGAGAAAUUAGAAGCCCAGCAAGUAAAAGAUGCUGAAGCGAAAAGAGAACCAGCCUCAGAGAAAGAAAGUGCAGAAAAGCUAGAAGAGAUGGUAAAAGCUGAGCAGGCUACUGAAGGGCUUGUCCAUGCAGUUAGUGUUACUGUUGUGGAAGGAGAAAGGGCAGUUACCAGUAUUGAAGAAAGGUCCCCGUCCUGGAUCUCUGCUGCUGUGCUGGAGAGCAUUGAGCAAGCAGAAGAAGAAGAAGAGAAAGAAACUGAACAAAAAUGUGAAUCAGAAGCUGUUGCAGAAGAAGCAGUUGUGGAUGCCAAGACCGUGCCAGAGGUGAGAAGGGAUACAAGUGAUGAUACCACAGCAAGUGAGCCAGAGCUAUCCUCGGAAGCCGUGACAGCUCUGGAGGAGACUGUGGAACCUCACUGUGCUGAAGAAACAGUGGAAGUAUCCAUUGCUGAGGAGACAACCGAGAUGGUUUCUGCUGUUUCACGGUUGUCCGAAACCCCUGAUACUACAGAAGAAGUUACGCCUGUACAGGAAGUGGAGGCUACUGAGCAAAACUUGAGAGAAUUAGCGAGACAGACGCAAGAAGUUCUUCAGGAAGUUGCUGAAAGAGUAAGGUCAUCGGAGGUAGUGCAGCUGGCUAGUGAGAGAACCGUGGAAGCAACUGUAACUCAGACAGGGCAAGAAAUUGAGUCAGAAAGGAAAGAUGAUGCUGAAGAUGUGAAAGUACUAGAUGAGGAAAUUCUUGUGGCUGAACAGUCCUUGAAAACUGGAGGACACAAGGAGGAUGAUAUCCAAGCCCCGGGAAGUGCAAGGAGCACUCAGGCUGAAGAUAGACAUGAAGAAGUUCUACAGGAAGGUUUGGAGAGAGGUGAAAUACCUGCUGCAGUACAAGAGAGCACAGAAAAACUUGAAAGUGUAGAUAUAUCAAGAGAUGAAAGCCAGUGGCAGAUGCAUGAAAAAGCAGUUGUAGAUGAUCAUGAGGAAGCACCUGAAUUGCAGAGAACAACAGAAGAACCUUCAUCAGAAGACAAAGACUUUCACAGCAGCAAAAUAGUCGCUUCCAAGGAAGAGCCAGUACUAAAGCAGGAAUCUUCAGAACAAGACAAAUUGCCCUUAACUGAGCUGACAGGAGAUGAGAUGAGAGAUGAACAUACUCCAGGAGUGGAGGCUGCAGUGCAAAACAUGGAUGCAGGUGAUGCCUCUGCCUUGGGUCCUGCAGGCACUGCAAGUGAAGUGCCCGUUGUGCAGCUUGCAGGUGAGGGUGAUGUCUCCUCCAAGGGCCUAGAGGACACAGGAGCGGCUGCUGUUGCUGUCCCUGGCACGCCAGAGGGAGAAGAGACAACUCCUGCCUUGGGCUCACCGGACCAAGCUUGGACUAAGGGCACUCCUGGCGAGGCACCUCCGCAGGGAGAGGAGGCAGUGCAGGCCACCCAGGUCCCCACUGCCGAGCUCCCAGAGCAGAGGGAGACACAAGGCCCUGCCCUUCCCACAGAAACAACUGGCUCCGAAGCAGCUGCAGUGUCCGGGCAGAGUGUGAGCGAAGGGCCUGCUGAGCAGGUCUCUGCAGAGGACUCUGGGCCUGUCCUUAAGCCCAAAUGCCCAGAAAGACCCCCAGGGGAAGUGCGCUCUCAGAGUGACGAGACCCAAUGCGGACCCUUACAAGAUGCUGAACUCAAAACUGCAGCCCUCUCCCAGAGUGAAAACACUAAGGAUGACAAAAUGGAAGGUGCUGUCCUCAGCACGGACUCGUGUGGCCCUGUCUCUGCAGCCCCCACACAGCUUGAAGGAGAAGACCUAUCUGCCUUAGCACUGACGGGCAUGGAAGCCACGGGCGAGGGGAGCAGUGUCCUGUCUGGCAGCAGUCCGAAGGGGUGUGAAACCCCAAGGAGCGUCGCUGCAGGAAUGCCAGCGGAAGCAGAAAAAGAACUUGCAGAAACCUCAAGCUGUGAGGAUGUGCAGAGGGAAGAAAGCAAAGGGGAGCGACUGGUGGGAGCACCCGAUGGUGCAGGUGACUCUGACACACUGGAAUCUGUGAGCGAUGAUGGAUGUUACUCUCACACUGUGCAGCAAGAGCCUUCAGCUGGGCCUGCGGAAGGCCCUGGCUCAGCCGACCCUGGAGCUGGAAGCCUGGAGCCACCGCAGGGGUCUGUUGCAGCACCCACUCGUGAGCCUGAAGAGCCUGUCCCCGCCGAGCCUGUCCCUGUGACACUCCCAGACCCAGCAGCUGAAGCGAUAGAGCCGCUGGCAACCAGCCCCAGGCAAGUGGCUGCUGAAGAAGUCCCAGCUGCUGCUGUUGACCAUUCGGGCCCUGAGACUGCAGAGCUUGAUGGUGCAGAAGCACCUCACCCUCAAGCACCUCCUGUUCCUCUGAAGGCAAUUCCAGAGCAGAAGCAAGAGAUGCCCCAGGAAUUUGGACACCCUGAAGCCAGUGUUGCUGCUUCCAAGAAAAGUCCUUCUCUCGACCACCCUCAGCUGGAGAAAGACAUCGUUCAGUCUGUGGCCUUGGAAAGCCAAAGCACAGAAAUUGUAUUGAACGCCAUCCAGACGGCUGUUGACAGACUCGCAGAGCCGGAGGAGACAGCGGCAGCCGAGUCAGGGCAGCACGCGGAGCGCGCGGGCGGGAGCCAGCCCGGCAGCAGCCGGGUACCUGCAUUUCUGGAAACGGCGCUGGGGAAUCACCUGCCUGUCAAAGAGGAAGAAACCCCAAUUAGUGAUGAAGAGCUCCAGCAGCCAACAACAGCGAAACAUUCCCCCUUAGGAGAGUCUGCAGAAAUUCAUGCGAGUGUGGAACAGGCAAAAGAUAAGCUGCUCCUUUCUCAUGCACCUAAAGAAGGAAAAAGUGAGAAUUCACUAGAAGUUAUGGUUAGCCCUCAAGAUGAUUCAGGAGAAAGUGCAACACUUCCAAAUUCCACAGUAGGAAUAGGUACUUCAAAAGAUUCAACCAAAGAACCCCUUGACACACACCCACCAAAAUUAAAGGAAAAAGAGCUGGGGCAGGUUCUGGAAAUCCCAGACCAAAACACAGUUCAGCAAACACAGAUAGAAGAGAAGGACGAGCAACAUACCCUGUCAGUGGAAGAUGUGAAAACACCGACCCCAGAGCCAGAGGGUGUUUGUAGCCAGGAGGGUGCACCUUGCCAUCAUCCGCAGAGCCUGAACUCACUGGCUCCCGAGGCUUCAAAUAUGUGCUAAGCAUCCCUGUGGCAUUUGGAGAGAUGCCAGUCUUAGAGAACAACUGACAAUCCUGUGGCUGAGCCAGGAGCUUUAUUCACCACCCUUUAUUCUUGGAUGUUAACAGCUGCUCUUCUAAAGACUUCACUUUUUUGUCAUUUCUAUUAAAAACAAUGCCUUCAAAGUUGGGUAUGUUCACACGUGUAUCCCAUGCAAAGGUCAGUUGCCUUUGCCCCAAAUGUACCAUUUAGACUGGAGAUGUGCAACUAAGUGAAUGGGCAGACCACUAAAAAUCGUUCCACAGUUAUUGCCAUAUCUUCACUUAGGAUGUCUCCUGUCUCCUUCAGUCCCUUCAUUUAUACCUGAAUCCCUUACCUUCUCCCUGCAGUCUCCCUUAGUGCACUCAUCUUCCGUAGCUGCCUUGAUUUAAUCCACCACGAGGCCAUAAGUGCUGCUUGGCUGAGGAGAUGAAGGGAGAGGAGAGCUGAAUGAUGAGAACAUGUGAAACUUCUGGCUGACUAGUUCAUGUUUCCUUGUUGAACAGCAGGAACUGGAACACGCACAAAUUCUCGAGCAAGAUGCUGGAGAUUUCUGCCUCUCAAUCCCUGUCAGGUGAAAAGAUUGCCCUUGCCGUCCUUGCUGGUGCUUGGGCAGGCCUGUGUUAGUCAGAAGUAACUUCCACAGGGUGGCCUCAGAGGAGGAGGUUGAGGCUACCCUUCUUCCGUUGUUCCAGACUUCAGGUUUCCAGAACUGGACUGUAAUGUGUUGAAUAUUUAUAUGUAUGUCUUAAACCCAGUUCUGAUUUUGAUGUAGAGGUAUGAUAUUUCUGUACCUUUUAGACCCUUGAAAGAACUUUGUAGUGUAGCCUGGAGACAAAAUGGAUACCAUUGGAGAGGAAGCCGCUAACAUGUACUUUCCUAUUUAUUGUUCCAGGUUUUCCCCACCUAAAACCCCUCUAAAACUUGGCUGUCAUGCUUUGAGUAUUUAUAUGUAUAUCCUAAUCCCAGGUCUGAUUUUAACGUAGACUGUGAUCUGUUGAAAGAUGAAAGUAGAGCCCUAACUUGUGGCAGAUCUGCCCACUGCCAUAGCAAAGUCGUCUCCACUCUCCGGGUUUCUGAGAACCGUCCAGACUCGCACCCAGGAGUGUCCCAGAGUCCGCUCUGUUGUAGGCACUUCCUCAUCCAGCCCCAAGGCCCUCCUCCCACUGCCCCCUCUACCAAACAACCUGCAUACAUCACGUGCCUGAACCGCUUUCCCACCAGGGCAUUUCCUGAGAUCCUCCCUGCUCAUAGCAAUUCCCUGUCUUCCCUGUGGGAGGAGCAGGAAGGAGGGUGAGGGCUUGAUGAAGAAGUGUGCCUGGGACUGCGAAGGGAGGAAGGAGACCUCGGGGUGCCGAGCAUUUCAAACUCAUUUAACGCAAGGUGGAUGUAAGGUGGGUUGGAUUGAGAGCAGCCCACAGAACAAGCCAGGGGAUUUAAAGCCAGGCAGAAGGCCCGAGCCCGACAGUGGUGGGAUGGCCACCCCCGCCGGGAGCGCGCGCGCACUUCUGUUGUUUACAUUGAAGUCAGACAAAGGGGGUGCCAGUCACUACUUUCCAUCCUGAUUUCUGAAGCGAAGGCUACAGAGCGCGCUCUGUGAGACUGAUGCCCAUCACAUUGAACAACAGCUUCACUAUCCUACCUGUGUAGUAAUUUAUUUUAAAGUCAGCUUGCAGUGUAGCCAGGCCCUUGUCCCGGUGGGUGGCCGCCUGUCCCCCAGGCUGCGCACAGCAAGCGACGGGACCCGUUGCACUGGUGUGACUGCACCACCUGGUGCUGCCCUCUGGGGAAGCACCCGGAGAUUUCUCCUUACCUCAAAGCAGAUGAUAUAAAUAUUUAACGCCGAACAAUGUGGUUUCAAACAAUCCAGCCCAUCUUUGUCCAGCGUUAGCGGCAGCUUUCCCCCUUAGCUUUGGGCAACUCCAACGAUCUCUGGCAGUUUCCACGGGUUAAGUUGGCUUGCAAAUUAACUGUGCUCUUAAUAACACCUCACAAGUGCAAACUUGGCUGAACUUGUACAAACUGUAUUCCUAUGUACGUUAAGCCAUAUUGCAAUAACUGCAGCAGGUAAAAUGAAAUAACAGUAGCAUGACCUGUGUAAUCCCUAUUCUUAUGUUUGUAGUUCCAAAGCUGUUAAUAAUAUGUAAAGUUAAUUUUUGUCUGAACCUCAUUUAAAUAAAGCCAGCUUUAUCACAAUGUAAAUUGUCUGUUGGUAGUAAUUGGACAGGCAAGUGCUGAAACUUGCUUGUAACCUUCAUUAAUCCAGGGCCUA